AUGACUGCACCGCAGGGUAAUCUGGGAGAUUUUCCCCUUUUGGCUCCGGCCCAUCCUGUUGUCCCUGCUGUUCAGACUCCUCUCUGGGGAAGUGGAGUUGAUGCAGAAACCUCUGCAGCUGGCCAAGACUUAACUGGAGCUCCUAUAGUCCCAGCUCAAGCCUCCAUCUCAGCUCCAGCCCAAGUUGAAACUCAAGCCCCAGCACAAACCCCAGCUGUGCUCCCAGCACAAAACCAACCACCAAUCCCCGUAUCAGCUCAAGCUGCAGUCAUGCCUCAAACUCCAGCUUCGACCCAAGUUCCAACAGCAGUGCAACCCAUAGCCUCAGCCCCAGUUCAAGCACCGGUCUCUGCACCAGGUCUCGCUUUUGAAUCACCAAAAGGCUCAUCAACAAGCUCAGAUACAUCCUCUGCAACUGGUAAACCCAAACUCUCAGUCCCAAAUUUAGGUUCUGCCUCAGUAUCUGUCACGCUGCCAGCCCCAGCUCCUGUCGCAUCUCCGGCUCUGCAGCCUGCUGGCAUCCAGACAGCAGCCUCAGUGUCUGAGGGUGCCAGCCUGCCCACAACUCAGCAAAACCUCCAGUCAACAUCUGCAUCCAGCACCCUUCAACAAGAGCCCUGUGUGGAGGAUGUGCUUCAGGACAAACCUGUAGCUUUACCCAGUUAUACCUAUGACAGUAUCAACUCUGAUGUGGCGUCUGGUAAGGAGACAAGUGAUGGCUAUGACAGCUUGGCUAGUGGAGGGAAGGGGGACGGAAAACCCAGGAAACACCACCGCAAGUCUGCCCGCACACGCUCCCGACAAGAAAAGACCAGUAAACCCAAACUGAGCAUGCUGAAUGUUUGCAACACCGGAGAUAAAAUGGUCGAAUGCCAGCUGGAGACUCACAACCACAAAAUGGUGACAUUUAAAUUUGACCUGGACGGAGACGCUCCAGAGGAAAUUGCCACUUACAUGGUAGAGAAUGGGUUUAUCCUCCUGUUAGAGAAGGAGAUCUUCAUUGACCAGCUAAAGGACAUUGUGGACAAAGCUGAAGACAUGCUGAAUGAAGACAUGGAGGGGGAGAGGGCCUCCACGCUGAGCUGUAGUCCUGAACAAGGCCAGAUUUCUGAGGGGCUGGUGGGAGAG
This is a messenger RNA of Plectropomus leopardus (leopard coralgrouper), 1128 nucleotides long. Lineage: Eukaryota; Metazoa; Chordata; Actinopteri; Perciformes; Serranidae. The record is from RefSeq and is a predicted model, not a curated record.